CCGUUCUUGAGUGUCUGGGGCUUCGCCUUCUCCAACCAUAGAGAGAUAUCAAUCCAACACGUGCAUAAAUGCCUGCCCGAGGGCCACGCUCAAUCCGGAGAGAUCCUGCAUGUGGGACCUGCCGAAGGAAGUGCCGCAAAUGCGACAGGGCAAGGCCAUUCUGCAAUAGGUGCCAAUCGAAAGGCCUCCGGUGCGAUGGCUAUCCUCCGAGAUAUCAGUUCUGCGAGGGCGGAAGAGCCUCGGCAUGAACCUUGUGACGAGGAAGUACACUUAUUUCUUUCGGGCUCGGAUGAGCCUCAACUGGAGCGUCCUAAUGAGCAGUUUAUCACUUCAUCCGUCUCGCCAACAACGGGCGAAUCUGACGUACAGACAGGAAAUAUCCCAGUUCAAAAUGCGGUUUCAGUCGAGCAGAGCUGGGAAGACGAUUACCAGGACAGCCCGCAGGUGCUUCCAACCUCCAGUCCCUCAUUAAAUAUCUCGGACGCCGGCUCUGCGAUUGAUGACAUCCUGAUGGAGGAGGAGACUCAGAUUCUCCUUGUCCACUUUGAGAGUGUCCUCAGCGAGGCGCUUGCAAUAGUGGUUGACGGUGUCGAAAACCCCUUUCGUUCCCACGUUUUACCUCUUGCAUAUCAUCAUGAGGUUGUUCUGCAUGCCUUACUUGGACUAACCGCGUGUCAUAUAUCCCUUUGCGACGGUGGAUCACCGAUGACAACGGCGUCAUUGAAGCAUCGGGCUUCUGCUCUCCAUGGGCUCGUCGCCCUUCUUGCCAAAGAGGAGGCACACCAGCUGAGUAGAAGCGACGAGGAAGCUACAUUCGCCACUGUUCUUCUGCUAGUCUUCCAUGAUAUUUGUGAAUCGGGAAUAUCGUCCCACGGUGCUCAUCUUGAUGGAAUCUCCUUCCUAUGUGCAAGAUUAGCGAAAUCGGAGGAUUUCUCCAGUCGAUCUCCGGCCAUCAUGUUCUUCCUAGCAGCAUUAGCAUGGCUGGACGUGCUGCGUGGGUUUAGCGGUGCCGAGAAGUUGGCGUUCUCUGAGGAUGUCCGCAGCAUCGUUCGGCACCACGGAAGUUCAAGCCUACAUGUUCUGGUUGGAUGUCCUCCCGACAUCUUCUAUCGGAUAGCACAAGUGAUCGACGCCGGCAAAGGCUUCCAGGCGGGAAUUCUAUCAUUGCCUAAUUUCAAGAUCAUCUUACAAGAUGCUGAAAAGUUCUUUCGUGAGUGGGACCGGGAGCAAGCAGUAUAUCCCACUGCGCACGCCCAUUGGAAACCAGUCGCGGAUGCCUUCCGACAUGCGUGUCUCCUACGGGUGCUUCGAUGGCCCGAUACAUUCGCGGUGCGGUGUGAAGACGCCCGGAUACAAGGCUCCGUAGUGGCAAUUCUUGAUGCCUUCGCCAGCGUUUCGACCGUAGCUCCAUUCUACAAGCGCUUGCUGUUCCCCUUGUUCCUCGCCGGCGCGGACACAAGCUCCCCGCACCAGAUACAUUACGUCAAAUAUUGCAUCGAAGAAGUUGAGCGUUCAACUGGAUUCAAGCAUCAGGCCAUGACUGAUGUGCUACAGCGGGUGUGGGAGGAGAGGAAGGCCAAUACACACAGCCAGCCAAACGUCCCAUGGAUGGAAUAUACCUGCUCCUCAACUAUCAAGAAACAGCACGCAUAUUUAUUCUUC
Clonostachys byssicola is the source of this 1662-nucleotide messenger RNA. The record is from the annotation of a GenBank genome assembly. Lineage: Eukaryota; Fungi; Ascomycota; Sordariomycetes; Hypocreales; Bionectriaceae.